AGUGGGUGGCGGCGGGCGGUCGGAGCGGGAUGGAGGAGCGGUGGUUCCCCGGCGCUGUGGCGUUGCUGCUCCUGCUGCUGGCGGCCGGCGGGGCCAUCCCGCCGCCGGAGGAUGCGGCGCGCAUGGCGCGCUUCGUGCUGCACAACUGCGACUGGGGCGCGCUGGCCACGCUCUCCGCGCAGGAGGGGCUGCGCGGCCACCCCUUCGCCAACAUCUUCUCCCUGAGCGACGGGCCCCCCGGGCCGCUCAGCGGCAGCGGCGUCCCCUACCUCUACCUGACCGACAUGGAGAUCUCCGUGCAGGACCUGGAGAUCAAUUCAAAUGCCUCCUUAACUGUGUCUUUGGCACAGACUCCUUACUGCAAGAAGCACAGAUAUGAUCCCCAGAAUCCCCUCUGUGCCCACAUCAUCUUCAGUGGGAAUGUCAUAAAGGUGAAUGAUUCAGAAGCGGGCUUAGCAAAAAAAGCAUUAUUCAGUCGCCACCCUGAGAUGGAAAGUUGGCCUAAGGAUCACAAUUGGUUCUUUGCCAAAUUCAACAUCACCCAUAUUUGGGUCCUGGACUACUUUGGUGGAUUGAAAAUUGUGACACCAGAAGAAUACUACAAUGUCAAGCCUUAGUAAGUACUGAGGUUUCACAUACUAAAUCUCAUCAUAUUUGGAACCCGUAGAACUUCUGCAUAUUAAGUUUGUAUUGCGUGUCUCUGUUUUUUAUACACAUUCAUGUAUUUUCCCUAACUAGUCUACUGGAUGCAGUGCCUGAAAUUGUAAGAUACGUUUGAAUAAGGGAUCAACCUACUUAAAAAUAUCAAGUAUAGUAUCUAAAGAACUAUCUGUGGCUAACUUCACUUGUACCUUGGCUUAAAAAAUAGAGUUUCUUGGGAGGAAGGACUCUAUAGAGUGGGCGCAGUCAUUGUCCCCUUUUUGAGUUAAUUGCAAGACAGAUGAUGUUUUGGUAAAAGUAGUGAGAUAUGAUGCUGUAUUAAUGGGAUUGCAGCAAUGUUGCUUAAUGCUUUUUAAAAAAUGCUUUUGAGUCUAUCAUUACGAUGUUCAGGUAUAGAGAAAUGGUGUUUUAUUGUCUACAUAAAAAUAAGUCUGGAAAACUUUCAAAUACAUUUUAGCACAGUCAAGACUUACACAUUUGAUUUCACUCUUACUCCUUGUAGGUGGAAGAAGAUCCUCGCUGAUGCUGAUACACAGAUGAAUUACUUGAGUUGUUUCAUGAAAGAUUUAUUUUUUAAUAUGUGUUGUAGAGCUGAAUUAAUCAUGCAAAAAAAUCAAACACUUUGCAUUGUUAAUGAGCUUGUAUAACCCUUCUGAAGUAAUGUGAAUUCUCACUAACUAGCACAGCUUGAAUCAUGUCACACUCAGAAACCUUUGUGCAUAAGUCAUAACUAGAUCUUAUUCACUGGACAUGAUUCUGGAAAGAUAUCUGUCUGACAGUCUGCAUUCAGAAAUGCUGUGUUUACUGGAAAAUAAAGGAUUAGUCCAGUUCUAAACCUUCCAGUGCCUUAGUUAAAGAACAGUGGUUUGUGAGUAUUUCCAAUUUUGUUUUAUUUUUAAUACCAGUUUAGUUUAGAUCUUUAUGGCAAAGUACUACAGGAUGGCUCAGCUGACUGUGGAAUGGAAAGCGUUGCUUGUAUGACGAUGGCAAAUGAUAUGCUGAGUUCCCAAAUUGUGUUAAGAAUUUUCUUUGCACACUAAUACAUGCACUUGUUUGAGCCAUUGUUCUAUUUGUUACCUAUAUUGAGUGUGCUGUAGAAUACAACUUGUGUUUAUACGAACUAUGUGUAUAGCUCAGGAUUAAGUUCUUGGUAACACUUAGUUGGCAGUGGUUAUGGGCCCUGACUCUUUAAAAGAAGCAGGGUAUGGUAAUACCUAAAGUAUCUGUCUUUAGCGUAAGGAGUGUAGUGGCUUGUAAGUUAAAGAAGAAUGUUGUAAAGGGUAGAUGUUUUCUGAUUAUAAUUCUGAAAUCUUCAGCUGUGGUAGUCUGAUCAAAUAGCAACAUAUCAGCUUUUAUUACCCUCAGCAGUAGCAAUGAGCAGAGUUUUGGCUUUGAAGGCUUACACAGUAAUUUUGGGUUAGUAACCCAGAAGUGAGAAGAAAGCAAUACAGUAUGAUAGAGAUGAUUCAUGACUUGUAGACAAUGAAAAUGAAAGGUGUGCGUAAUUAAUUCUGUGUUAAAAUAAGCCCCACACAACCACAAAAAGAAAUAACACCUUUUUGCCUCCUCUCUCAUCUACCACAUGCUAGGUUCACAAAUACCCAAAAGUGAUUAUGAAAACUGUUGAUUUUACAAUGAGCAAAUAUUACCUAGUUGUCAGAGUAAAGAAUGUGAGAACUUAGACUCCUUAGAGGCAAAUCAAUGUAUGGAACAGUGGAAUUCAUCAUAUCAAAUCAUCCCUACAGCUUAAUGUGGUUAUUAUAUUGCUGCUUGCUGGAAUGAUUUGUGAAAGUAUUUUUGGUGUAAUGUAUUAUGUUUUCCUUCUCUGCAAGGAGAAAAAAGGUACUUGUUACUGCUAUUUGAAACUUACAAUAUGGAAACAAUUUAUAUUGAACAGAUAACACUGCCAUUAAAUAUGAAAUUAGAAAAUAGUUUUAUAUAAAGCAUAACAAUUGUGGAAACUCAAGUGAUCCUCUGGUAUGGGCUCAGCUCUUACCAUGGGGGCACCUGGAUGCCUUACAUGUCACUCUGCAACUUCUGAUGCGUGAGAUUGAUGCUGUGCUUUUAUUAAAAUUAAAGUAUUUUUUGACAA
Messenger RNA from Strigops habroptila (Kakapo), 2752 nucleotides. It is a transcript of the gene CREG1, whose product is annotated as cellular repressor of E1A stimulated genes 1. Bases 30 to 617 code for a protein of 195 amino acids. The transcript is spliced from 3 exons. The record is from RefSeq and is a predicted model, not a curated record. Lineage: Eukaryota; Metazoa; Chordata; Aves; Psittaciformes; Psittacidae.